Molecule: messenger RNA, 4706 nt
Organism: Caenorhabditis auriculariae
Lineage: Eukaryota; Metazoa; Nematoda; Chromadorea; Rhabditida; Rhabditidae
Source: the annotation of a GenBank genome assembly
AUGAACGAGCCAACGAACUCCAAGUUGUCAGCCGAACUUUCGGCGAUUGACGAGCAACUUGCAGCUGUGGAGAAGGAGCUGCAGCAGCUGAGGCGACACAAGAAUGAGCUCACCGAGAAAAGAGCCGCGGUUUCCCUUUGCGUUUUUGAAGAAAACUGAAGAAGAGCCGCAGAUCCAACGGAGGAUCGAAAAUCGGUGCGGGGAAGACGACGCAAGUCUGGCGGAUCGGUGGGAUCGCGACGGAUUCCCUUGGACCGAAGAGGCCAAUCGCAUCUUGAAAGAGGUAAGGAGAGAAAAAAAGGAAUAAUAUCAGGUCUUGAAAGAGGUUUAGACCGAUAUAGACCCGCUUGCCUCCUUUUUUUUCGAAAAAAGGACCGUAGACCAAAAUUCGUUUCAAGACCUUUUUGUGCAAUUUUUUUAGAGAAUUAGUGCAAGAAAGGCUGUUUGUUCGGUGUGAUUUCAAGAAGGGCCCAUCUCAAGCGGAAAUUAAUGACAAUUUUGAAAGAGAGAAAGAGGGAAAAAAUUUCAAAAAAGGCGCUAAAGUUCCCUCUAAGCUUCUUUUUCUCAUCUUUUCAUCGGCUUUUUUAUUCCUCCUUUCCUGGAACUUGACAUGAACUCCUUAUAUCUUCUUGAAAAGGGGCGAUUCCGAUAAGAGCCACGAAAAAGAGCUGAGAGGUCAUUCAAAGACCUUUCUCAAAAAUAUCCUUCUGUGGGGCCUUCGGACUUUUUCGCUGAUACAACUUUUCUAGAACUUCCGCCUUGAUCAUUUCCGACCUUUGCAAAGAGCCGCCAUCAACGCCGUGAUGAGCAAAGAAGACGCGAUUGUCAUUUUGAGCACCGGCGGCGGAAAAAGUCUCUGUUACCAGCUUCCCGCUCUUCUCGCAAAAGGUUUCACGUUUGAAAUAUUGGAUUCAGAGCUCAUUUUGAGACAAAAAGUAAAGUAGAUUUUUUCUUUCGCCAAAUUUGAAAGUAGACUCUGAGCAAAGUCUUGGUUUUUUUUCAACGACUGAGAAGCUUCCAAAAAUAUAAUCAUUCCGCGCCAGCUUGUCACGAUUCUUAUUUUCGUCCAAAUUACAGAACUCUUCUCGAAAGCUUCCCUUUGAAGGCGCAUGACCUGCCUGUGCGCAUGCGCCUUUAAUAUAAAGCGGAUCUGAGGCCAAAAAAAAGGCGUAUGCGAAGAGGCAGCGCUUCAUGGAAGGGUUCUCACUCGGAAGAAAAUAAAAAACGUGCAAAGCUGGCGCGAAAUGAGCUAUAACACUAAAAAUGGCUCUUCGCUUCGAGACCUUCCGAGUCUUCCAUACACCUUUUUCUCCCAAAAUGAUUUUCUGACACUAUAUCCACAAUUAGAAAAAUAAUCAAUGUUGAAUUUUUAACCGGCUGAAAUUAAAGAAACAAUUUUUUCCCGGUCUAACUUUGGUCGUUUCUCCACUGAUUUCGCUGGUCGAAGAUCAGAUUCACCAGCUACGAAAAUUAGGAAUCGAAGCAGCGGCACUCAAUGCAAGUACCUCCAAAGAAGAGGUACCUGAUGAAGAAAAUCAAAAAAGAUUCCCUAUUUUAAGGCGAAACAAGUCGAAGACGCCAUUACUAACAAGGAUUCGUCGUUCCGGUUACUUUAUGUCACUCCGGAGAAACUGGCCAAAAGCAAAAGGAUGAUGAACAAACUGGAAAAGUCGCUCUCCGUCGGCUUUUUGAAGGUGAAAGAUGGAAAAAGAAGCUGAGGUCAAUCAUUAGUUGUGUUUUGAACAGAACUUCAAAAAAUGUCUCGUUCGGUACUUUAAUUUUUUUUUUUCGAGUUAUUCCAAAUUAUUAUUUUUUGUAGUGAAUCAUUUUUUAUGCCUUCAUCCUUGUUAAAUCAAAACCUUUACUCAAAAAGAAGUUCCUAUUUGUUUUUCAGAAUAGAAUAUUCAACGGAAAAAGUUUAGUCCAAAAGUUGAUGACCAUUCAUUUUAAUGUCAUGACUUUUGGGUAACAAAAUCGGAUUUCUUGAGCCUUCAACGGUGAAUUUUAUUUUCAGUUGAUUGCGAUUGAUGAAGUCCAUUGCUGUUCCCAGUGGGGACACGACUUCCGGACGGAUUACGCUUUUCUCAACGUCUUGAAGAGACAGUUCAAGUGAGUUUAAGAAAAGUCUCAGCAAGUCUUCGAAAAGUUCUAAACUCCACACAAAAACUUCCAUGUGAGCUCCAAAACAGCAUACAGCGCUCAGAAUUCGUGUCGGUAAGGAAGAAAUGAUGUUUGACCUCCCGAAAUUUCCACCAUUCUACUCAAAUUCUGCAAUGGGAAAACACUUUUUAGAUCCAUCCAUUGGAAUAUUGUUUCGCACUGCAAUAAUUCAUUGUAAUUACUGAAUAAAUUCCCGAAAAUACCAGCUAACCGACUAAAAGGGUUGUUCCGUUUUUCCUCAAAAGUUCUUUUCCGUUUCGGGCUAAAAAAAAAAGGUUUUCUGUUUUCAGUUUUCCGUGUAAAAAUCUAUUUUUAUCCGGAAAUUUGCAUUCCUGUGCAACCCUGCAGCUCAAAAAGAUAAUAAAAAAUAGCAUAGUUUCUCAUUUUUUUAUUUUUGCCAAUGAGGCCUUCAAGUUUAUUUCCCUCAGAGGAGUUCCAAUCCUCGGACUGACGGCCACAGCCACGGCCAGCGUCCUCGACGACGUCAAGGAGAUGCUGGGAGUCCAGGCGGCGAUCGUCUUCCGCGCCGGAUUCAACCGGCCCAACCUCACCUACGAGGUCCGACCCAAACCGGCUUCUGACGACGAUUGCGCGGCUGCCAUAGCUUCCGUUAUCAACAACCGGUGAUUCCUUAUUAUUUAAUAAAAAAAAAAAAAAAGCAAAAACAUUCUGGAAAAAUAAUUUCGAUUUAAAAACGCCCUGAGGCUGAGUAGAAUCACUCUAAACGUCGUUUUUUUCAAGCUGCUAGAGAGGAGUUCCACAUUUGGGCUCUAAGAAAGUGUCAAUUUGAAAAAAAUUGAUAUUUUAUUGGAAAAAUUCGAUUUCAGUUUGAGCGACCUCAUUCAUGCAAAAAGCUACAAAAGCCUGUUUCAUAUGAAUUAUGAAUGAUUCUAAUUUUUCUUCUAAAAAAAUAAUGAGUAUACCGUAUGAUGCCUACAGUUAUUAGCGCAUGUUGUAAAAAUGGGUCGGUUUUUUAUGUUGCAAAUGUUUUUCAAGUUUUCGAGUUUUAAGAGUUCUUUGGGCUUUAUCAGGGUGUCAAAGGCUUUAAAGUUCUUAUAUUUUCAUGAUAUGAUCAGGUUCGAAGUCAGUUUUUGAAGAUUCUGGUUGUUUAAUUUUUGAAAAUUCUCUUUUUUUUCUGAAUUUUCCUUUUUCGCCAAAAAAAUCCUAAUGAAAAUUAUUUCGCACAAUAUAUUCCGAUUUCAGGCCAAAAUAAAAAAAUUGACAUAAAGUUUAUUGAAAAUAAAACACAAAGAUCCUGUUCUGGGCCGCCAAUAUUGGAUUUUUCGAAACUUAAAACCUAACCAAAAUCCAGAAGUUUACACAGUUUGGACACUCAAACGACUUAGAACUAAAAAAAACUUCAACAAAUGGCCACUUUAAAAAAGUGACCGUGCCGACCGUCUUUCUCAGCAUGUCCAAACUUUUAAUUCAAACGGGUGCCGCAAAAAUUCGACGUGAAUCUGAAAAAAUUCAAGUUUCUGAAUAUUUGCUAUUGUUCGAAUAUUUUUUCAGGUUUAAGAACGAGAGCGGAAUCGUGUAUUGCUUGUCACGAAAUGACUCGGAAAAAGUGGCGGCCUCACUCAAGUUCGACCUUCCUCAGAAGGGAUACCAUAUCUGGGGUUUUCAGAAAACUAGGUAUCAAAGCGAAGCAUUACCACGCCCAUCUGGAGCCUCAACAACGAAGUCAAGUUCAUGAAAAAUGGCUCGCCGACCAAUUUCAAGUCAUCGUCGCCACCGUCGCUUUCGGUAUUUUUUUUUCUCACUAGGGAACUUUUUGACCUCCGAUGAAACUUUUGAUGAGGCUUGGCUUCACUUUAGGACCACGUGAGUUUAAAAAAUGAAAAGUAUUUCUAGCUUGCAAAAAAAAAAUAGCUCCCUAUUGUAACGGGUUCUGAAGAUUUUUUUUUUCAUUUUGAGGUCUUCUUACUCGAAUAAUGAUUUUGCAGGUUAAAGUUUCCAGAAUCUUAUUCGAAAAAAUCAAGGGGUUUUCUGGCCAAUUUUCAGGAGAAUUCUAAAAAAAAAGAUGUUUCUCGUAAGGUACAUUUCAGCCAAGUUUCCUCAAAAGUUCAACCGGCGGCCAGAAAAUUUUAAUUUUAUGAAAUAAAUCAGGGAUGGGUAUCGACAAGCCGGAUGUCCGCUUCGUCAUCCAUCACUCUCUGCCGAAAUCGGUUGAAAAUUAUUAUCAAGUGAGAAAGUUUUUCUUUUUGAAAUCUACGAGGGAAUCUUCAAAAAUGAGAGGUCGAGCGCCCUCUGGAUCCACAAAAAUUUUCGACUGUCUGCGUCUCUCUCUCUCUUCCCUCGUCAGCGAGGUCAAAAAAUCGUAAAAAUAGCAUAGAAACAUGAGAGGGUCAUUAAGAGAAGAGGAGGGCGCAGAGAAAAAAAAGCAGUUCCAAAAAGCGAAAAACGGACUGUACGCUUUCGAAUAUUUGAACACAGACCCGGCCUACAAUCAUCCGAACCUGAUCAUUCCGAACCAAAUCCGAACCAAGUGUUCAUCCGAACCUAAUCAUUCCGAACCAAUGGAGUAUUCAUUCCGAACCAAUUGA